AUUAAAUAACAUAGUUACUGUAUUACGUAACUAACGAUAACCAGCUACGUUUAUAAUUAUAUUGUUACAAUUUUUAAAUGCGUAGGUAUAGGCCGUAGAGAACUUAUACCUGCAUUUACAAAAUCGGAAUGAAACCUCUCGUUUUCUGCGGCUGGAAACGGCCAAGGGGUUGUGCAACUGAUCUGAUCUCUUUUUUCCAAAACCCAGAUCUGCCAAUGAUCCCCGCCUUCAAACCCAGAUCCGUUCUCCCAUCUGCUCCCUUUCUUUCCAGUGGCUGUGGCCGGCUGGUGAUGAUCAGUGAAGAUGAUGAGAUCGAAAAGAUGAUCGUUGAAGACGGUGAGAUGAGAUGAAAAAACACGGGGAUCUACAAUUGGGGGUACGGUUGGAGAACAUAAUUUUAUUUUAUUUUUUUCUGUGUGGCUGCCUGCCCCCCCUUCAAAAAAUAAAAGGGCUUGGUUUAG
Rubroshorea leprosula is the source of this 461-nucleotide messenger RNA. NCBI's taxonomy places the organism in Eukaryota, Viridiplantae, Streptophyta, Magnoliopsida, Malvales, Dipterocarpaceae. The record is from the annotation of a GenBank genome assembly.